AUGUAAGAGCUGCCACCGAAGCAGCCAGAGAAAGCGACAAGGUGACAGAAAAGACAGAGGUGUCGCCAUGCAGCACUAAACCGCGCGAUUAACGCAGUCGGUCUCGUGAAGCUUCGCCUUUACAAAGCCAACAAGAGAGCCAGAACCACGGCCGCCGCGCAGCCGGGGCAGGGCGGGCCCCGCCGCUCCCUCAGGCGGCCGCCAGACGCACAGCGGCCGUUCCGCGGCCCCUGGCGGGGCGGUGGCGCCAUGGGGGAGCGCGGCGACUCCGAAGGGCUGGAGAUGGAGCUGGGGAGGGAGAGGCGGAGGCAACAAAUGCUUGAAAAUUCAAUAUCUGAAUUGAGAAAAACAGUAACAGAACUGGAGAAAAAGCUUAGCGGUGUUGAAGAUGAAGGUAAUGAGUGGAAAACCAGAUAUGAGAUGCAAGUAGAAUUGAACAGACGGCUGCAAAGGCAAAUUAUUAUUCUUAAAGACAAAGUGGAGCUUAUUCAUGGAAAUCCAACAGAUAAACUGGCCAUUGUUCGCAUCUUUGAUCAAAUGCCUGUGGACUCCUUAAAGGAGGUUCUUGAACAACUUAAAGAAGAGAAGAAAAGUCUCCAGAAUCAGCUAAAAGAUUAUGAACUUAGACUGGAACAAGAGGCAAAGGCUUACCACAAAGCUAAUGAUGAGCGGCGCAUGUACCUUUCAGAGAUUUUGCAGACCUCAGCUAUGCUUAAAACUGUUGAAAGGCAAAAAACAGAUGCUCUGACAAGCAACGGAGAAAAGCAGACACUGAGAGGGAGAUGCAGCGUUCCGCAACGUCUGAAGAUGGUUAAUCCCCAAAAAGGACCAAUUAAAAAGACUGCAGGAGUGAUGCAGCUUCCAAACCUAAAACCCUGAUUUAAUAUACUUUUUUUUUUUUAAUCUGAAAAUUUCUGAUUUGAAAAUGAAUGUGUUUAUGCUUUAUUACACCAAACCCAGACCAGCACAUCUUCUUGGCAGCUGUAGUGUAAGUUCCUCUUUGCUUGUUGGAAUUGUUCUUGUAGUUGACUUUUUUGUUCUGGUGAUCUCUGACUCUUUUCAUUCUGGUUCUCAUCAGUUAUUCUGGGUAUCUGGGAGCUGGGAUCUUUGGAGAACAUUUAGUCAAUCUGGUGGAACUGGUAGGUAGUACUGUUGAGUCUGUAUGAUUUUUGACAUCUCAAUCAAGGGAAAGCGAAUGCAGAGUAAUAUAACCUGAAAUGUAAUCUCUCUACCCAAAAAGUAAAUCUCUGCAGUAAUUCCAUCCAAGAGCAUAUGGUAUAGCAGCUAAGAAAAUAUCCAAGUAGUCUGAUGUUGUUACAGCUGAAUGUGCCUUUCAUUUUACUCUUAAGAAGACCAGCACAUAGCCAGUACCUUACAAUAGAGUUCCUUUCCAACAUAAAGUUAUUUUUUUUCCAUUACUCCAGCAGAGGGACGAAACACCUCCAACUUUUUAAAAAGUUGGCUUGUCGUAAAACCUUUUGUUUGCAUGUUUUAGAAGCACACUGUCAUGUCUAGCCAUUAUAGGCACCAGUUACAGAAAGAAAUGAAAGAAAAAGUCAGCGUUUUUAAUCAAGGAUACUUCAGAACAUGUCUUGUGAGGGGGGGUUGUUUCUUUUAAACAUUACAUACACAUUACGUUUCCUGAUAUUGGCAUGUUGUUAUUUGCAGUUUGAAUUCUCCUGUGGAUGUUUUUAUCCACAGUCUGGGUUCCAUAAAAAUCUUUAUGUACUGUUCAGUGGUGCUGAUCCAUAUAUAUUUACGGCCCAAAAUAGUGCCAGUUUUUAAAAUAAUCUCUUCAGUGAACAGUAGGACUACUUUGUCUUUUCAUUCUUAAGAAUGCAAUUGUAGUUUCAUUACCUACAGCAUUUUAGUCAUUAAACUUUGACAGAAUACUUUUUAGUAGCAACAGAAAAAAUGUUUUGGUAAUGAAGCUUCAAGCUUCUGGGUUACAUCAUAAAAGCUCUUGGCUAAGCAAAUAUGGUUGAUUGACUGCCCUUUAUUAUUUUUAAGAGCAUCCUUAGCUCUUUGCAGUAUCUGGUAAAGCUUUUUGCCUCUUUAAGAGCAGUACAAAUAGUUCCUUAUUACUGGCAGCAUUAAAGCGAGGCUGUAAUUAAACUCUUACAAAAAGAUCAAUGAUGCCAUUAUAAGAUCCAGGGAAAGAAGACCUACAGUAUUGUACAGCAUAUUCUGUAUGCAGAAAUCGUUUUUCUCUUACAUAGUAUGAGAUUUAUUACAGAUAUUUCUAAUGUUACUCUGAUGCACCUGGUAUAAUUCUGUCCUACGCAGGCUGGUCUGCAUAGCACAGCUGAUGAGGGUUCCUCUUCCUGUUUUUACAUGGAAAGUUUCCAGAUUUUAUUUGUCAUUGGGGAGAGAGAGAAAAAAUCACCAUAAUGGUUCUGUUGGCAUAAAAGACAAGGACAUCUGCAGUAGCAAAGAAUAUCCAGUUCUUGGAUUCAUGCAGCAGACAUUACUGCUGUCUCUAAAUCAAAUGUUAGUCAAUGCAGUUGACUGUAGUCCUUGUAACACUUCACAGGAAUUGGAAACUUUGCACCAGGAUGACACAACAGCAAUUGUUCACAGCUGGAGAGUUAAUUACUUACCUCAUGGGUACUUCUUGCUGAGGUAACAAUUCUGAAGCUUAAAAAGAAGCAUUUGUUGAUAUUGUUGAUGCAAUAAUGACCUGAGGAGAGGAGCAGACUGUGUCCUCUUAGUCCCUAUUUCAGCACACCAGGAGCAAGAUCAGGAUUUGAAACUCAGCAGUAUGGUAAUUAAGCCCUGAAACAUGUGUUUCACCGUUCUAAUUAUGUGUCCAGCUGUAGCAUUUGCUUUGCAAAGUGGUGAUAGUUCUUUUUACUGUAGAAAUUACUUGGCACUUCAUUUCCCUCCUGUCUUUCUGAAAAUAAGGGCAGGCUGAUGACUUUGAUGAGUAAAGUUUCUUUGCAACAGCAAAAAGUGUUUUGUUGUAUCUUUGGACAUGAAUAAAACG
This is a messenger RNA of Phasianus colchicus (ring-necked pheasant), 2986 nucleotides long. It is a transcript of the gene CCDC169, whose product is annotated as coiled-coil domain containing 169. The record is from RefSeq and is a predicted model, not a curated record. Lineage: Eukaryota; Metazoa; Chordata; Aves; Galliformes; Phasianidae.